Messenger RNA from Phytomonas sp. EM1, 1425 nucleotides. The record is from the annotation of a GenBank genome assembly. Lineage: Eukaryota; Euglenozoa; Kinetoplastea; Trypanosomatida; Trypanosomatidae.
AUGUAUUCAAAGACCAUCUUACGGCUAAGAGGCCGUUCUAGCUUUGUAGAUAGCCUGAAGAUUCUUUUGUCAAGUGGUAAUGGCGGUGAUGGAGCAAGCAUAAUGGCACAUGAGCAUGGAAAUGAAUUUGCAGGACCCGGCGGUGGGAAUGGUGGGACUGGCGGGAACGUUAUGCUGCGCUGCAAUCGUCGUGUUCCUGAUUUAAGCCACAUUCAAUCCAUGGGCAACCAGCUCUCAGCUGAAUCCGGAUGCGGCGGAUACGCCCGUGAGGCUCGCGGCAGAAAAGGAAAGGAUCUAUGGCUUGAACUUCCCAUAGGAACUGAGGUUAUCGACAUAGAUACCAAUAAAGUGAUAUUUGACUUGGAUGAGGAUGGAGUUGAGGUACCGUUGCUUGAAGGGGGUCAAGGUGGGAAAGGUAAUGCUGCCUUUGCAAAUAAAUGGCACCACUCACCAAUUGAGUCGACAAGAGGCCUUCCUGGAAACACCAUGUUAGCUCAAUUGGAGCUUAAGACGCUAGCAGACUGUGCCCUCAUUGGUUACCCCAAUGCGGGAAAAUCAUCUCUCCUAUCGGCCAUCAGCUCUAGUAAGCCAUCUAUCGCACCCUAUGCGUUUACGACACUUCGUCCAUAUGUAGGGCUGAUUCAUGAUCUUUACGGUAACACAUGUCGUGUGGCGGAUGUACCUGGUCUUAUCGAGGGAGCUUAUGAAAAUCGUGGUCUAGGACAUCAGUUCCUGCGUCACGUUGAGCGCACAAAAACACUAGCCUUUGUCGUAGAUAUGUCUGACGUUUACAACCCCAACGCGCGCAAUGAUGGAUCCUUGCAGCCAUGGGACGUAAUAGAGCUACUGCAGAUGGAGUUAGAUUACUACCUCCCCGGUCUCAGCAGCCGAGCCAUCAUGGUAUUUGCUAACAAGAUGGACAUCACUAAGGACUCAGCAGGCAACUGUACCAAGAAGAAGCUGUCUGAAUUAGAGCUUCGCGUAAAGCUGCCGGUAUUCCCGGUCUCAGCAAUUUUGGGCUUGAGAAUGGGUGUGCAUCACCCCCAAUGUGGCCUAGAACGUGCCGUGCAGUAUAUGUGCAGUGAGGUGUUUAAACGGAAAACAGCAGAGCGGGAAAUUUUGCAAAAGCGCCAACAAACUGAACGCUGUCAGCUCGAUAAUGUCUUUAAAACCAUAAACAAUGGAUUUUAUGCAAAUAGCAUGGAGGAAACAGAGUCCCCCAAGGAUAACUAUUCCUGUGCUACUCUUGUAGAUCAGCAGCUUGAUUUUUUCGGGAAUGGCGGUUUGGGCGAAACGUCCGACGGCUAUCAGCACUCUGUUUCAAGGGGUAAGUUGCAAAGCUACCGCGAUUUGACCAUGAAAGGCAAAUACUGGUCGCUGACGCGAAAUGAGGGUGAAACAGUUUCUGGCGAAAAGUGGAAAUAA